Messenger RNA from Euleptes europaea (tarantolino), 890 nucleotides. It is a transcript of the gene RAB40B, whose product is annotated as RAB40B, member RAS oncogene family. The record is from RefSeq and is a predicted model, not a curated record. Gene Ontology annotation, biological process: intracellular signal transduction; protein localization to plasma membrane. Gene Ontology annotation, cellular component: plasma membrane; endosome; synaptic vesicle. The coding region runs from base 32 to 868 and encodes 278 amino acids. Gene Ontology annotation, molecular function: GTP binding; GTPase activity. The transcript has 6 exons. NCBI's taxonomy places the organism in Eukaryota, Metazoa, Chordata, Lepidosauria, Squamata, Sphaerodactylidae.
CGAGAAGCGAGCCGCGCCAGGGUGCCAGAGGAUGAACCACGUGGGCAGCCCUGUGAAAGCUUAUGACUUCUUGCUGAAGUUCCUGCUGGUAGGGGACAGCGACGUGGGCAAAGGGGAGAUCCUUGCAAGCCUGGAGAAUGGAGCCACCGAGUCCCCCUAUGGGUACAACAUGGGUAUAGAUUACAAGACAACAACAAUACUUCUGGAUGGCCGCAGAAUAAAGCUGCAGCUCUGGGACACGUCUGGGCAAGGCAGAUUCUGCACCAUAUUUCGUUCUUAUUCAAGAGGGGCCCAGGGUGUGAUACUGGUAUAUGACAUAACUAAUCGAUGGUCAUUUGAUGGUAUUGAUCGAUGGAUAAAGGAGAUAGAUGAGCAUGCUCCUGGUGUUCCUAAAAUCCUGGUUGGCAACCGCCUGCAUCUAGCCUUCAAACGGCAGGUAUCUACUGAGCAAGCACAAAUCUAUGCUGAAAGAUUAGGCAUGACUUUCUUUGAAGUAAGCCCACUUUGUAACUUCAACAUCACGGAGUCCUUUACAGAACUUGCAAGGAUAGUGUUAAUGAGACAUGGAAUGGACCGGCUGUGGAGGCCAAACAAAGUUCUGAGUUUGCAAGAUCUUUGUUGCCGUGCCAUCGUUUCAUGCACCCCUGUGCACCUAGUUGACAAACUUCCACUCCCUGUUGCCUUAAGAAGCCAUCUCAAAUCAUUCUCUAUGGCCAACGGUCUGAAUGCUAGGAUGAUGCACGGUCGCUCCUACUCCCUCACAGCCAACAACAACAACAAAAGGAACAGUCUGAAGAAAGCCAAAAUAAUCCGUCCACCCCAGAGCCCUCCAAAACACUGUACCAGAAACAGCUGCAAAAUCUCUUAAACCUGCCAUUAGAGUUUUGACU